Messenger RNA from Lynx canadensis (Canada lynx), 912 nucleotides. Its product is annotated as olfactory receptor 4C11-like. Gene Ontology annotation, molecular function: G protein-coupled receptor activity; olfactory receptor activity. The transcript has a single exon. The coding region runs from base 4 to 912 and encodes 302 amino acids. The record is from RefSeq and is a predicted model, not a curated record. Gene Ontology annotation, biological process: G protein-coupled receptor signaling pathway. Gene Ontology annotation, cellular component: membrane. Lineage: Eukaryota; Metazoa; Chordata; Mammalia; Carnivora; Felidae.
ACGAUGAAUAGCAGUGUGACUGAAUUCAUUCUCCUUGGGCUGACACAGGAUCCAGUAAAGCAGAAGGCAGUAUUCGGGGUCUUCUUGAUCUUUUACCUUGCGACACUGUUGGGGAACUUUCUCAUUGUAGUGACUAUCAAAACAAGCAGGACCCUUGGGACUCCCAUGUACUUCUUCCUAUUCUAUCUGUCUUUUGCUGACACCUGCUUCUCUACAACCACAGCCCCCAGAUUGAUUGUGGAUGCCCUUUCUCAAAAGAAGACCAUUUCCUACAAUGAGUGCAUGAUUCAGGUCUUUACAUUCCAUUUCUUUGGGUGCAUGGAAAUCUUGGUGCUCAUCCUCAUGGCUUUAGAUCGCUAUGUAGCCAUUUGUAAGCCCUUGCGAUACACAACCAUCAUGAACCGGCACGUCUGCAGCAUUUUGGUGAUUCUAGUCUGGGUGGCAUCUUGUAUCCACUCUUUGGCACAAAUUUUCCUGACUUUGAGAUUGCCUUUCUGUGGCCCCAACGAGAUUGACCACUAUUUCUGUGACUUGCAGCCCUUGUUGAAACUUGCCUGCAUGGACACUUAUGUGACAAAUUUGCUACUUGUUUCCAACAGUGGAACCAUAUGCACGGUGAGUUUCAUAAUCCUGCUUACCUCCUAUGUUGUCAUCUUGUACUCUCUGCGUAACCACAGUGCUGAAGGAAGGCGAAAAGCCCUUUCCACCUGCACCUCCCACUUUAUUGUGGUUGUCUUAUUUUUUGGUCCAUGCAUAUUCAUAUACACACGCCCCCCAGCUACAUUUCCAAUAGACAAAAUGGUGGCUGUGUUUUAUACAAUUGGGACGCCCCUGCUCAACCCUCUGAUCUAUACUCUGAGGAAUAUGGAAGUGAAAAAAGCCAUGAAGAAAUUAUGGUGUAACAAAGAAUGA